GCAGUGGCAAAUUCAAUCAGAUCAACUGCGGGCAUCCUCCAACAAACACAAGCUGCGACGCACUUUCACACUGGGACCGUAUCUGGGCUGCUCCUUUGCUUGUUCUUUUGUUUCAUUUUUUUUGUUUGUUUUUUUGCUAUUUAUUUCUGGGUGGAGACAACUCUGGAGUGCGCCUGUAAUCAUGAAGGAAAGGAGAAAUACGCAGCCGCUGGUGGUGAGAUGUAAACUGGUUCUUGUGGGAGAUGUUCAAUGCGGAAAAACGGCAAUGUUACAAGUGCUGGCCAAGGACUGCUAUCCAGAGACAUAUGUGCCAACGGUGUUUGAAAACUACACAGCCUGUCUUGAGCUGGAGGAGCAGCGUGUGGAGCUGAGUCUGUGGGACACAUCAGGUUCUCCAUACUAUGACAAUGUAAGACCCCUAUGCUACAGUGACUCUGACGCAGUCCUGUUGUGUUUUGACAUCAGCCGUCCAGACACAAUGGACAGCAGUCUCAAAAAGUGGAAAAGUGAAAUUCUGGACUUCUGUCCAAGCACGCGAAUUCUGUUGAUUGGCUGUAAGAUCGACCUUCGUACGGAUGUGUGCACCCUCAUGGAGCUGUCCAAUAUGAAACAGACACCAGUUACCUAUGAGCAGGGCUCUGCUAUGGCCAAGCAACUUGGUGCUGAAGCCUAUUUGGAGUGCUCGGCCUUCACCUCGGAGAAAAGUAUUCACAGCGUAUUUCGUACUGCAGCAAUGGCCUGCAUCAACAAACUACAGCCCCUCCCAAAGUCCAGCCCUCCCCGUCGGCUCUCCAAAAGACUCCUUCACCUGCCCAGCAAGUCGGACCUUCUCUCCUCCACCUUCAAGAAGGAAAAGACCAAGAGCUGCUCGGUGAUGUGAAGGAGGAGAGAACAGGGCUCAGCUCCUUGUACGCGACUCCCAGCCCCAGCCUAUUUGGUCUCGGGGAAGGGGGGGUGGGCAUGAUGGUUUUAUCAGGGCUCUCCUGCUGAAUCCUUCCCUCACCCCCCCGAAUACCAAACAAACCCUCAGAAGAGACGGACACUUAGCUGUCCACUCUCUCCUGAACCUUUGAGUUCAUAACCCAUGUUUCUUUUUAUUACACUUUUCAAAUAAAACAGUAUCAGUAAGGUAAUUUUGUUCAACAAACUAGAACAGUGUUUCAUCUGUCUGACAAUCCACAGGCACAUCUUAAUUUUAUCCUAAUUUUAUGGAAGUCUGCAAUGUUUAACCUUGCGACAUCAAUGCCUCUCAACAAUCUCAAUAUAUAUUUUUCUAACAAACCUACAUAAAUCUAGCAUGCAUCUGUUGGGAAUUAGCAAAAAAGCAACUGUCCCUCUCUAAAAGUGGUGUGAAAUGUCGCCUGUUUUACCCUAUCCAGAUGACAGAACAGAGGGAGAAUAGAAGCAAAACUUACCGAGAGCCAACACUCAGAGAGGAGUUCUAACCAUCUCAGUGGUGAUGUGAGCUGGAGAAGGUAGUGCUGCUGCACCUUUCAUCCACCUGCAUGGGCUGAAGAUCGGUGGCUGUGUAGCUGUUCAUGGCGCUGCUCCACAAACUUUCAGUGGAGCAUGUAGCACAGGCUGGUAGGGGUCUCUAUUUGCAAAAACAACUGCAGAAACCGGUUCAGAAAAUAGGAGUGAAAGUUUGGAAAGGUUUCAUUCACUACAGGAGUCACUAUUACUGCUAAUGUAUCAGAAAUAGGAAGGUAAAUCGGCUUUUUGUUGCCAUCAGAAGCAUAAACACACAAGGUUCCAGCUGUGAGCUGUGGGGUGUUCUCUACGAAGAAGUGCUUGAGUACUUAAAGGGAUGAAAAAGGCUGUUUUAAAAAAAUGUAAGAUCAUUGCUGCUUGGCUCCUAUUGAAAAUUUACUGUGUUUUAUCGGAUAUACUUCAAAAAAGAUUUGUAGCAUUACAAUGUUGGCACUUUUUUCAGUUGUAUGCAGUUUGAAAAAUAAUGCCUUUAAUUUCAUGUACCCAGAAGGUCAGUAAAAUUUACCAAUACUGUAAAAUGCCUGUGGAUAUGCAUUGAUCUAAUGUAGCACUCAAAACUCUAUUCUUCCAAGACAACUAUAGUUUAUGUGUCGGCACAAUAGAGUCUCUCGACCUUCAAUAAGCAUUUCUUACUGUAGGUGAGAACGGCAGUGGAGCAAAAAUCGGGCGCUUUUUGUCGACACCUUAAAUCUUUGGCUUCAUGGUUAUGUGUCUGCAGCUGUGAGUUCUGCGCUUCUGACCGUAAAGCAAUAAUGAUUGAAGUGCUUGUGUUACAAAGUGUGGCAAUAAUGCAGCUUUGUGAUUACUGUUGUGCUCUAAGUAAUCGGUGGACAGAUACAGUAUGUCAUUGAUUAAAACCAUCUCUGCUGUACAAACGGACUGCUGAUCGCUGUCUGCCCUUUCUUCUGUGUAGUCACUGUUUUUUUGAAUAACCAGUGACGAAGAAACCAGAGUAGAGAAAAAGGGCAACGUGCCUCUUUUAGCUAAAAUGUGUGUCAUUUUGCUGAUGUAAGGUUUGCAACACCAUGCAAAAGUAUUCAUACUGCCUAUACCCUUUUUUGCAAAAGAUACCUUGAACUAAACCAAUCUAUUUAACCUCUGGUUAUUUAGUAAAGGUUAGUGGCCUGCUGGAAUGUGAACCUGUUCCUCUAAAGGCAUGACUCUCCCAUUUCUAUGUUUGUGAUAAUAUAGGCUAAAAAAAAAAUCCUACCAUUAAAUCAUAGCAUGUUCCUCCACAUGUUGGCUCGAUCGACUGGAUAUGCGAAGGGAAAAAAUAAAAAAUAAAUUUAUAUUUUGAACAAAACAUAUUGAAUAAAUCUCUAUAACCUGAAAUUAUUUUUUAAUUUUAAUAAACUGGAACACAGUGUUGCACAGAAGCAUUUUAGAUGUGCAGAGCCACAACCCACUCUUAAAGCCACACAUUCGAACAUUGAUGCUGGCAAAGAAAAAAAAAUGAAAAUGCAUUAGAUGAAAAGCCAAAAGCAUUGUUUAUCCCUUUUAGGAGUCUUGAGUGGUGGCUACGCAUUUUAGCAGCACACUAAAUCUGAAGAAGCAUUUUUAUGUUUAAAGUAAUUUUACAAAGGGAAGCAGCGGCAUAUUAAAUAUGGCACAAAGCUUAAGCUAAUGUAAAAUAAUAACCUUAUGUCUUCGAAUUUUUUUUUUCUUCAAAAUGUUAAGAAUAUACUACAUUUUUUCAGGAUGUUGCUAUCCAGCUUCAAUCUAAAGUAUUUUGACAACCAUAGUGUCCCCAGUUUUGCAAAUCAUCCAAUGGUUUUUUUUCCAAGAACCACAUUUACUCUAAUAUAUAUCUCCAGUAACAAGAAUUUAAGUGUAGGAUUAAUAGCUGGUUCUGCUUCAUGGUUACCAAAAGUAACCUUUUGUUAUUAAUAUUCUCCUUGUCUGGCUUGUUAGUCAAGACAGAUAACUGUUUCUUGAUUCCUAUUCCGCUUUGAUUACCGAUUAUAAAUUGAAAACUUUUAUCUAGGAGUUUCAAAGCUUGAGGUUUUAUUUAAUGAAGUAAAAUAAAACUUCUCUAGUUCUUUCUUCCUUAGCUGUCUGCUGUGUUCCUCAGUCGUGAAGAAGCUGUCUGUUCACUAAUGUUCACAAAAAAAUCUCAGAUGCCUUCAUAAAACAGCUGCAUUUAUACUGAGAUUAAACUAGUCAAUAGGAAACUUUUU
Molecule: messenger RNA, 3668 nt
Organism: Cyprinodon tularosa
Lineage: Eukaryota; Metazoa; Chordata; Actinopteri; Cyprinodontiformes; Cyprinodontidae
Gene: rnd1b
Product: Rho family GTPase 1b
Exons: 5
Coding region: 182-880 (232 amino acids)
Biological process (GO): small GTPase-mediated signal transduction
Molecular function (GO): GTPase activity; GTP binding
Source: RefSeq, a predicted model, not a curated record